Molecule: messenger RNA, 1765 nt
Organism: Rhopalosiphum maidis (corn leaf aphid)
Lineage: Eukaryota; Metazoa; Arthropoda; Insecta; Hemiptera; Aphididae
Product: RNA-binding region-containing protein 3-like
Exons: 4
Coding region: 430-1740 (436 amino acids)
Biological process (GO): mRNA splicing, via spliceosome
Cellular component (GO): U12-type spliceosomal complex
Molecular function (GO): pre-mRNA intronic binding; U12 snRNA binding; protein binding
Source: RefSeq, a predicted model, not a curated record
UGAUACUGCGAUAACUCAAACUGUCAAGUUCCGUUGUGGUGUUGUUUAAAUUGUAGCAAAUAGCAAUAGCAACUGCAAUACUGCAUUGCUGCCUGCACAGGCCAUUUACGCACAGUGAUCAGUUGUAAAUUUGCAAUACGAAAAUUAAUGUUAAAUUUUUAUUAUUUUGUAAAAUAUUGAUAGGUAUCUUAGUAGGUUUAGUCCAAAUUAACUACUUAAUCCACGUCUUAUAACUUAGUACCUAUUGAACAGUUCUAUUUUAUUUAUGUUUUUAAAUUCGGAAUGAGGUGUAAUAUUUUCCAAGUAAACGUUAUGUUAUAUUACUGUGACUAAUUAUUAUUUGUAGUACUUCUGCUAUAGGACCUAGAUCCAAAAAGUAUUCAACAAUUUACCAAUUUACAUAGUUCAUGUUUUGUUUAUGUGAAAACUAUGGCAUCUUCUACAGUCAUAGUGCGUCAUUUCCCUCCACAAAUUACAUCUGAAGAUAAAGAAGAGUUUCUCAAGUAUUUUGGUGCCAAAUAUGUUAAAAUAUUGACAUCUAGAACAAAUCAGAGAUCUAUUGCGUAUGCGAGGUUUGAAUCCCAAGAAUUUGCUGAAGCUGUUAUUCAGCGGUUGCAUCAAAAAGAAUUGUUAGGCCAUAGGUUGACUGUUGAAUUAUCUGCAAACGAUCUCGAUGUCAAUCUUAUGAAAUGCCCUAAGCCACUACCAGUUAUUGAAUGCAACACUGACAAAGUAAAACAAUUACAAGAGGAUUAUUUAAAAAAAUUAAAUAGUUGGUCAGCUGCAAUUGACCUAAAUCAACCACCGCCACAUCAUCUGCACUAUAGUUAUCCUGAUCCAAACCCAUACAUACUGUCAAAUAUUGCCAAUGCAUUAGCUUAUAAUCAGAAGUUCUACUAUCAAGUCUUACACUUGAUGAAUCGCAUGAACCUGCCUGCGCCUUUUGAACCUAUCAUAGGUUAUCCUCUGAAUAAGUUUAUGAAAAUCGAAACUGCAGAUAAGUACACCACCACUGAUGAAACUGAUCCAGAUCUUUCAGAAUCUGAAAUGGAAAGUGAUAAUGAAAGUGAUCAUAAUAUAGAACCUAAGUUAUCUUUGUUCAAAAAGAAAAUAUGUAAAGUUAUAAAGCCUAAGCGUUUAAAAAAUGUCACAACUACAGUGUUAAAAAAGGCCAAAGUUGAAUUGGCCAAUGUUUUUGACGCUGUUGAGUAUGAGAUACCAAAGAAAAUUGAAGUCAAAGUACCAGCAGAAUUAAAACCUGUCGAGGGACCAACUGCGGACACCGAAGGCGGAUUUGGUGUAAUAUAUUCAUCAAAGAGUAUAAACAAAGAAGAAGAUAAAAAAGAAAGCGAUUCAGAUGAUGAUUUAACAGGAGAUUGUAUUAGUAAAGAAGAAUUAGCUACAAAUAGAUUGUCAGACAAAGAUAUGAAUAAUAUGCCUAUUUUUAAGAAUUAUUAUCCUGGAGCUCCAUCCUGUAGGUUAUACAUUAAAAAUUUAGCAAAAACAGUACUGGAUAAUGAUUUAAAAUACAUUUAUAAGAGAUUUAUCAAAUCUGGAGAUCUCAAACCAGGAACUAUGUUUGAUGUACGGCUGAUGCAAGAUGGGCGUAUGAAGGGUCAAGCGUUUGUGACAUUACCAUGUGUAGAAAAUGCCCAACAGGCACUGAAUGAAACCAAUGGAUAUAUUUUAAAAGACAAACCUAUGAUUGUACAAUUUGCUAGAUCAGCUACAGCAAAAUAAGUAUUAAUACAAUAAUUUAAUGCAU